Naumovozyma castellii is the source of this 3624-nucleotide messenger RNA. It is a transcript of the gene SDD4, whose product is annotated as Sdd4p. The transcript has a single exon. Lineage: Eukaryota; Fungi; Ascomycota; Saccharomycetes; Saccharomycetales; Saccharomycetaceae. Bases 1 to 3624 code for a protein of 1207 amino acids. The record is from RefSeq and is a predicted model, not a curated record.
AUGGCGGGCUCUCCAUCCAAGAAUAUAAUAAGGGCCACUUUGAACAAAACCGACAAUGAAACUUCUCAAAGAAGAGCAUCAGCACCAGUACAAAAAUCUGCCAAACUGGCAGUCACUGAAAGAUAUAUUUGUCCUCAUCCAGAUUGUAACAAAUCAUUUACUAGACAAGAACAUUUAUCAAGGCAUAAAUUGAAUCAUUGGCCCAAAGAAAUUUUCGUAUGUCCCUUUAUAUUCCCAAAUACAAAUAUUACUUGUAAUAAGACUUUUGUAAGAAAGGAUUUACUCAUUAGACAUCAGAAGAGACAUACCAAGAGUAAAAACAGACUGCAUGGCAAAAAUUCACAGGGGGAAAGAGAAUCCAAAUUUAAACCCAGUAUAUCCAUAGCGACAAAUAAUCAGACAGAAAAGAAUAAAGGUGCACUAGCACAACAAUUACAAUUGAAUGAUACUAUGCUGGAAAAUAUGAGUACAGGAUCUUCUGUAUCAUCUAUUGCACCUUCCACGGAAACAACUACUGCAAUGGCAACUCCAAUGUCUAGAGCACUUUCCACCUCGGUGUCAGUGUCACCCACUUUCCCCACACAAAUACAUCCUGUUUCAUCGAUAAGUUCCAUAAGAACAGAAUUCCGUGAUUCCAGUAGAUCACAAAAACAACCAUCGAGGUCACAAUCUUCAUUCUCGAACCAUAAUAAUAAUAACAAUACUUGUCAACAACGAGAUAUAAGAGAUUUAUCUGCAAUUAACCCAACUUCGAGUAUACCGCCUUCUAAUAAUAAUAGUUUCAAACUAAAUUCCAAUAUACCGCCAACUAAUAACAAUACUAAUAACAACCCUCAAUUCGUCAGCUGGUUCCUGGAGUCAGGGGAAAACAAUAACAAUGUAAAAAAUAAUAAUAAUAUCCAUAAUGAAACAAUGUCUAAUAACACUACUACUACUAAUAAUAAUAAUAAUACUAAUAACAAGGGAGCACCAUCCACCAACUCUUAUAAUAUUCCAAAUGCGAUGUCAAAUGCCAUCUCAAUGGAACAAAAUCCAGGUAUAUGGUCAGAGCAACAAGGUUCUAUAAAUCCUGAUCCAAUAACAAUACCAUCGACAACAUCUUCCACAUCAAAUUUACUAAAAAUGCAAGAUUUAUUUUCUGUGGAUUUCCUGAAUAAUGACCCUUUACAAAGCUUUUUGCAAGAACUUUCAGCUCCUUUACCAACAAAUGCAACAAAGGAUUUUAAUAAUCUACUGGACACAAAUAACACACCUCUUCUAACAGAUCAACAACAGCAACAACACACAUCACAGCAGCAACAGCAACAGCAACAGCAACAAAAUAUUUCUGCAAAUGGAAUAACGCCCCCACCCACAUCUUCGGGCGUAUCAAACUCAAAGGCACACCCAUACCCUUCAAUAACAACUCAGGUAAGUGAUAGACCAAACGUAUUAUCAAGCUUUGCCAGUGAAAAGACUUCGGCCACAAUGGCAAAAGAUAGAUCGAUAAAUCAAUUAUCCCCUGUUAAAGAAGUUAAACUACCUUCGUUUGCCUUGCAAGCUCCCAAUACGGAUAAACAAUCAUCAAAUUCGCCUACUUUACCAGCAAUUUCUCCAAGCACCAUUAAAAACAUUGAAUCACAUCUGUACAAGCAAAAAUUGAAAAGUUCUAUGAAAUCAAUACCAUCGUUUUUCUAUCCUGAUCCAACCACAAAAUAUAAUAUUUCCUUGGAAAAAUGUAAUGAAUUAUUUUCAUUGGUACCAGAAUUAAGAUAUGUGCCAAAGAAAUCUAUCGUAGACUCCAUCAAAUCAUUCUGGUUGAAUUUUCACCCGCAAUAUGGUCUAUUACAUAAACCAUCAUUCCAUGUAAAUAAACAACCACCAAUAUUACUACUGUCUUUGAUAAUGACAGGUGCCAGCUACCUAGGCGGUAAUUACAAAGAAACGAUAAGUGACCCCAUUUGUGGACCUUUACGUUGGAUUAUCUUCUCACAUCCAGAUUUCCAACCUCCUUCACAAACAUAUAUUAUCCAAAGUUUACUAUUACUAGAGGGAUAUGAAAAGACAAGCACAAAUCGGUACUUACAUGAAAGAUCAUAUCUACAUCAUGGUACCACAAUUCAAUUACUACGCAGAACUCCGUCCUUGGGAGGACAUCCAUUAUUUCGAAAAGAUGAAUCUAAAUCCAUAUCAAUAAAUAAUUUAACCAAUUUGGAAGACGUUUAUAAAGAAUGGAUUAAUUUUGAAACAUUAAAAAGAGUCGCAUUUUAUGCAUUUUUCAUGGAUACAACACACGCAGUCGUAUUUGGAUAUUUAAAUUUAUUCAUCACUUUUAAUCAAAUUCAAUUGACUUUACCUUAUCCGGAUAAAAUUUGGGAAAGUUAUGAUUUAAGUUAUGAAAAAUUGGUUGAAUUCGGGUUGGAUCGUGGUUCCACAGGCAAUGAUUCAUUUUCUAAUGUGUUAAAGGGCGUAUUGAAUAGGGCAAUAACUAAAUUACAAAAUCAUAUUCAGAAAAAUGCUUCGUAUGAUGAAACUGAUGAUUUAUUAUUAAAUGCCAAUAUUCAAAGCGUGUUUAGUAAGCGAAUUAUACUAGCUGGGAUUAUUUCUAUUAUGUUACAAUUGAAAGAAGAGGAAAAAGAGGAUACUUUUACCAGUUGCAAUUACCUUGCAGGAUUGAAAAUACCAUCACCUCCAGGUUUGGAAAAUAGAGGAAUAUCAUGGAAGGAAAUAAUUUCGUUUACCUUAGAUUAUUGGCUCAUUAAUAUUCAAGGUGAUUGUACUGAAUUGGCUCAAAAUUUUACCCUUAACGUGAAUGGCACAGACGAUUCUGAAGAUAAUAUGGAUGAUAAUAGUGGCGAUGAAGACGAUAGAUCAAGCUCUCCUUUGAAUUUAAUACUGGCUGAUACUAAUUCAACGUGUAAACUACCUGUCUACCAUAUGUCUCAAGUAUUCCUCAGGAUUUUCCAUCAUGAUUACUAUAUUUAUGCUGGUGCCCCAUGGAGAAUGAACGUUAGAAUUGGUGAAGAUGAGUACCAAUUGAUAUCCACUAGAAUACUUAAUUUUGCUAAGGAUCCAUCGAACGGUGGCGUCGCCAUAGUUUAUGCAUUCCAAUUCUUAUUCCAGAUGUUUAUAGAUAAAGCUAAUCCGGACAGAAUUAUUACAAAAUAUGACGUUAAUUCAGAAUACUGCAUUACAAGACCAAAUACAAUGGCAUUAACCUCAUUAUUAAUAUGGUGCCAUAAUUUUGUAUUGUAUGGACCCGAAUGUAACAUGUGGGAUAAUAGUCACGCAAAGGAUCAAGAAGAUCAAUUAACUACCGCUGCUGAUAACAAUAUAAAGAAGGAAGCUUAUAGGCCCAUUGAAACGUUUGAAGAAUAUUUGACAAGAAUGUAUCGCUAUCUCUACGUUUCUACAAAGCAAGAUGUUAUUGAUUACCAGAAAGAAAUUUGGAACAAGGCUCAAAGUUUGUCGACCCUUGAAGGUAAUAAUAACCUUUGUGGUAUGAUGUUUUUCAUGAGAGAGUUGUUUGCUGAUAGUUACUGGGAUUUGGGUAAAGAAUUCAGUAGAUUAUUUGAUAAUUGUUUUGAAAGAAGUUUAGGUAGAGUUUCACCCACAUGUUACAAUAUGUACGAUGCAGAAUUAUAG